Molecule: messenger RNA, 1478 nt
Organism: Melanotaenia boesemani (Boeseman's rainbowfish)
Lineage: Eukaryota; Metazoa; Chordata; Actinopteri; Atheriniformes; Melanotaeniidae
Product: arylamine N-acetyltransferase, pineal gland isozyme NAT-10-like
Exons: 2
Coding region: 112-984 (290 amino acids)
Molecular function (GO): acetyltransferase activity
Source: RefSeq, a predicted model, not a curated record
UUAGAAAGUCUGCGUAAAACCUUCAGAUAGCCACGUGAUAUUGUGUGUUAUCUGAUCAAAACUCCAAAAACACGCGCAAAGCUGCAGGUCACAUCAAAGUCUAAAGGCAACAUGAAUUUGGAGGAGUACUUCCAAAGAAUUGGUUUCCAUGGCUCUUAUGAUAAAGUGGAUCUUGCUACACUGAAGUUGAUCCACAAACUGCACGUCAUGUCGAUUCCUUUUGAAAACCUCAGCAUUCACUGCGGUGAAAGGAUCAUCAUGGACCUCGAGGUGAUUUUUAAGAAGGUGGUGAGGAGCAGCCGUGGAGGCUGGUGUCUGGAGAACAACUUCCUGUUUGGAUGGGUGCUGAGAGAAAUGGGCUUCAACACCAUAACCUUGAGCUCCAGAGUUUUCAACAGUAUUCUGAAUGACUUUGGCGCUCUUGAUUCCCAUCUCAUUCACAAAGUCAUCAUUGAUGGGAAGGCUUAUAUAGCAGAUGUAAGCUUUGGGGUGUCAUCCCAAGUACGGGAACCAUUAGAGCUGAUGUCUGGAAAGGACCAACCACAGGAAGCAGGUAUCUUUCGUCUCAUUGACAAGGGGGACAUGUGGGUGUUGGAAAAGACUGGCAGAAAACCAGAAGUUGUUAAUCCAGAGUUCACCACUUCAAGUCUGGUGAACAGGAAGGAGACAAAAAUGAUUUACUGCUUCACACUGGAGCCCCGUGAGGCACAAUAUUUCUUUGAUACGAGCGACAGGCUCCAGAGAGACCCUGCCUCUCUGUUCACCAAUAAGUCCAUCUGCUCUUUGCAAACAUCAAAAGGAUUCAAAGCUCUGAUUGGCUGGACCUACAGUGAGGUCACCUACAAACCUGAGGAAGGCACUGAUGUGUUAGACAUGAGAAACAUAACCGAGGAUGAGAUAGACCAAGUUCUGAGGGAACACUUCAAUGUGAAGCUGCAGAACAAACUAAAGCCUGUGAACAACACAUCAUUUUACACACUUUGAAAAGCUCUUCACUGAAGAUUCAUACAGAAAACACCAUGACUGAAAUUAACUAGCUGCAGUAAAAUUUAUAUUAGUAUUGAAACAUGUAUUACACUGCUUUAAAGUAUUACCAUUAUUAUAUUAAUCUGUUCUUUAAAGUUAGGGAGUGGAGGAUGUGGUAGAAAAAUAAGCUGAAAAACUCAUACUUCUGUCAUGACUAACUUAUUAAUUAUUUAACAUUACUAAGCACUCCUAUAUUUGUUUUUUUGAGUCUUGUUUGUAUUUUGUUGUCAUGCUCAUAAUAUAUUAUCUUUCUUGGAUGUUAAGGUUUAUUUAUCUUGAAACAUGGCUGAUUGCAGUGCAAACUAGAGCACACUUACCAGUUCACACACAAGCAGCUUCUCCAUUCCUCCUAAACGCCAGUUCUAUGUGUGUUACAUAAAACAACCUAAACUGUGAUGUUUGUGUGGAACUGAUGUUUCAGUGUUAUUCUAAUAAACACACUAUCCCAAUGA